Messenger RNA from Lactuca saligna, 429 nucleotides. The record is from the annotation of a GenBank genome assembly. NCBI's taxonomy places the organism in Eukaryota, Viridiplantae, Streptophyta, Magnoliopsida, Asterales, Asteraceae.
AUGCAAGAUUUCUGUAAUUCUUCUCUAACCCUUGCUAAGGCAAUGCUGUUGCAAGACCCGGGCCCAUGGGGUAGUGAUUCAAUCUCAAUCUCAUCAAUGGCAGCCGUAGCAGGCACCAGUGAAGUGCAAGGACUUGGCAUGGAGGAAUUCCAUGGGUGCACCCUCCUCCAUCUUGCUUGUGAAACUGCAGAUAUUUGGAUGAUUGAGCUGCUCUUACAGUAUGGUGUAGCUGUGCUUUCUGGAAAUAGAAACUUUGAAUUGCGUGUUCACCCACUAACAAGAGCCAAUUACUUGGCUUCACCUCCCUUGGUUGUAGCUUACGCACUUGUCGGCAUGGCCUCUAAAGAUUCUCCUGUUCUUAUGUAUUUGCCUGGUUUGGAAGGAACUGGAACUGGCCUUGUUGUACAUGAGAAAACUCUUGGAAAGUGA